UUCAACUGUUGGAAGGAGAUUCAAUCCCACCAUCCAUCAUCAUCAUCUUCUUCUUCUCUUCUUCCUCCUCCUCCUCCUCCUCCUCCUCCUCCUCCACCAACAGUAAAUCUGUUGUGGCUUAAUUAGCUUCGCCUCUGGAGCUCGUCACGCGUUCAAUUUGCAUGAGUCUCAUUCCACUUACGUGGUGCUGUCCCGCGAUUUGGGACCUCCCCUUCCCUUCGUCCACUUUCUGAAAGAUGAACCCUCAUAUAUCUGUUCCCCGCCAACAUGCCAGUCCAUUGAAUUUCGGCGGCACAACGCCUGCCAGCCGUAGAUCCAAUAUACGGAUGCCGCGCUUCUUCAAAAGGCUAUUCAAGUUCCCGCAGAUGGAUUUCGAGAUGGCAAUUUGGGAGAUGACCUCUCUGUUGAUUGCGCCUAAGAAAGUCUUCAAGUCAAUAUACUAUCAUGUGCAAACGAAGAAUACCUGGCAUCGCCCGGAUCCAUCUUUCACCUACCUGCUCUCCUUCUUCCUUCUUCUCACAGCCCUCGCGUGGGGCCUCGCCUAUGCGCCGUCGUUUGGAUCCAUUGUUCGGCUGUCUCUGAUUUUCAUCUUCGUUCAUUUCGUCGGGUCCUCGCUUCUGGUCUCGACGUUGGGAUAUCUCAUGAUUCCCCGCCUGUUCGGCCCUCACGGCGCCGCAGCCUCCCUCACGGGAUUUCGAGGUAGUCGUGGUCGGCGGCGUGGCGCGGCGCAGGGCUUGUUCACGCAGCCCGGUGAAAAGGACCAGCUGGAGUUUGGCUACUGCUUUGACGUAUCGAACCGGGCAUACUUUCCCCUUUAUCUGCAUCUUUAUGUAGUGCAGUUUCUUCUUCUACCACUGCUCACCCGCAGUCCAAGCAAUUUCCUGGCUACAUUCCUCGGCAACACGCUCUACCUGUCCGCACUGACAUAUUACACCUAUAUCACGUUCUUGGGGUACAAUGCCCUUCCUUUCUUGCACAACACCGAACUACUCUUGCUCCCUAUCCUAGCAGUUGCGAUCUUGUGGCUUGUUAGCCUAGUCGCCGGAUGGAGCCUGGUCAUGCAAGGCCAGAUCCUGGAGAUCUUGGUCUGGGGCGCAUAAGCACUGCCUUUUGUUCGAGCAGGUGCUCGAGCUGCUCCCCCUUCAAGAGCAUCUCCUCUUCAUUACCAUAGCUGCAAUGUAUGUAAGUCUUUCAAAGUUUUCUGCUCAGCGCUGGCGUAUAUGUCAUCUUGCGUUGGUGCUGCAACUACUCGGUCAGUCAUGGAUCACUGAUUCAUGAUAACAUCUUUCGCCUUCUCUUUUCAAAGAGGAGAGCCCGGAUUCCAGGUUGAAAGGAUUUGCAGGGUCUUUUGUCUGAUAACCUAGUCCUAAUGGAUGUGAACAUGCGUCGUCUC
Molecule: messenger RNA, 1393 nt
Organism: Aspergillus japonicus CBS 114.51
Lineage: Eukaryota; Fungi; Ascomycota; Eurotiomycetes; Eurotiales; Aspergillaceae
Product: unc-50 family protein
Exons: 4
Coding region: 327-1100 (257 amino acids)
Cellular component (GO): Golgi membrane
Source: RefSeq, a predicted model, not a curated record